Salvia miltiorrhiza (redroot sage) is the source of this 1828-nucleotide messenger RNA. RefSeq names its product exopolygalacturonase-like. The record is from RefSeq and is a predicted model, not a curated record. The transcript has 4 exons. The coding region runs from base 148 to 1344 and encodes 398 amino acids. Gene Ontology annotation, molecular function: polygalacturonase activity. Gene Ontology annotation, biological process: carbohydrate metabolic process. NCBI's taxonomy places the organism in Eukaryota, Viridiplantae, Streptophyta, Magnoliopsida, Lamiales, Lamiaceae.
UUAACAACAUUCAAAGAGGUAUUAAAUUUUCAUGACUCUUCAUUUGUGUUCCACACAUUAAACCUAGGUGCAUAUAUAUACAUUUGAAAGUUACAUAUUGUUGUAACAUCUCUAAAGAAUUAAAAUCCUCUACAAGAUUUAUAAAAAAUGGCAAUUUUCAACAUUUCUUCACGAGUAUUUCUCUUGCUCUCGUGCGUAGCCAUUGUUGUUACUAGCCAUAGCUUGCCGCCCAAAUUCUUCAACGUUGCCCGCUAUGGAGCCAUCGGCGAUGGCACGACUGACAACUCUCAGGCAUUUCUUAAAGCAUGGAAAGAUGCAUGUGCGUAUAAUGGAAGGAGUAGAGUUUGGAUCCCAAAUGGGAGAUUCUUGGUAGGCUCAGUCUCAUUUGAAGGCUCAUGCAACGGCUCAAUGGCGUUUCUGAUCAAAGGGGCCCUCGUGGCCCCCACUGACCGCUCGUUCACCGACACGUGGAUCGCCUUCCGGUACGUCACCGGCCUCACGGUGAAAGGCGGCGGCACCUUGGACGGCCAAGGCCAAUCAGCUUGGCCUUACAAUGACUGCAAACGCAACCCUCAAUGCAAGCCUCUCCCUGUCACAUUGAGAUUCGACUUUGUGAGAAACUCACGGGUCCAAAACAUCGAAUCCAUCAACAGCAAGAGCUCCCAUUUCAAUAUUUUCGCCUGCGAAAAUAUGAUCAUAAGCCAUGUUAAACUGUCGGCGCCUUCCGACAGCCCCAACACCGACGGCAUCCACAUCGGCAGCUCCAGCAACAUCAAGAUAUCCAACUCCGUCAUCGGCACCGGAGAUGACUGCGUGUCAAUGGUAUCCGGAAGCCAGUUCAUCGAGGUAAACGACGUCGCUUGUGGGCCCGGCCACGGCAUUAGCAUCGGGAGCUUGGGGAGGGGCCAUGAGCGUGAGUAUGUGAAGGGGAUAACUGUGAGGAACUGCAGUUUUAUUGGCUCUGAAAAUGGUGUGCGGAUCAAAACCUGGUCACCCUCUUCAUACAGCGUUGCUUCUGGUUUAGUUUUCGAAGAUAUUAAUAUGAAAAAUUCGAAAAAUCCAGUUGUUAUUGAUCAGUAUUACUGCCCUUCACCUCAUUGCUACUUGCAGGGGCAUUCGAGCUCGGCCGUCCAAAUACAAGAUGUGACGUUCAAGAAUAUCUACGGGGUGUCGAGCACAGAGGUGGCGUUGAAAUUGCAGUGCAGCGAGGCGAUGCCGUGCAAGAAUGUGAAGCUCAUCGACAUAGACUUGGCCUACGACGGCCCGGGGAGACGGGCCACGUCGCUCUGCUCGCAUGUCAUCGGCUCCUCUUAUGGCAAACUCGUACCUGCUGGAUGUGUAUAGUUUUCUCAGUUGCUAGAAUUUUCUCAAAUGUAUCUAUUUGCAAUUUGGUUUUUUCAUACAAGUCUUUGAAUUGGUUGGCUCCUUCAUAUCUUCGCUUCAGAAUGUUUUACAUUUACAAAAAGACUCAAUAUGGAUGAAUGGAUAAAAGGAAAUUGAGAUUCCCACAUCGGUUUUGAGAGAAAGAGCAGAGAGAGAGUGGGAAUAUAAAAGAGGUGCGGGUGGAACUGAGAAACAUACUUACCUGGACGGGGUCGAUGGGCGAUCCAUAAGGCCCAUGGCCUAGGUUGGCGAUCUUCAUUGCACUCUGAAGGGGCGCCAGCCUAAGGUCGGCCCAAGUGGUCGAGCCUACGUCAUAAUUUGUGCUAGCGGGGGCCUGCGUUCGCGCGGCCCCUACCCAAUUCUUAGUUCAGUAUUUUUGUAUGGUGUUGGGCUUCGGCCCGCCUUAAAUGUUUUAAAUAGUUGGCCUUUAGACGUUUUUGUCUUA